AGGGCGGGACUGCGGACCGCGUUAGAGGAAGGGGCGGGCUCAGGGUGACGGAAGGGGCGUGAUCCGGAAGGGAGGGGGCCAGGUUGCCGCCAAUGAGGAAGCCGCGGCCCCGGUCCCUCCCCCAGGGCGACGGAACCUCUUCCCCCUGCCCAAGCCCUCCGCCCGCCCUGGGGCUCUCCCCGCCCCCGCGUGGGGUUAGUCUUGUUUUGCCCAAAGCGUUCCUUAUCUUUAUUUCCACGAUGUUGCUCAGUUCCAGUCCCCACCGGGGAAGCCCCACCUUACCGGGGACCCAACUCUGGCCGCCCUUAGCCCGGCUCAGGCGCGUCCCGCCUUCCUCCAGUCCGUCCCGAAGCGCCUCCCCUGGACGGCCCUUGGUGCAAGCUCCACCCUUCUCCCCGGGGCCGCCGCCGCGGCUCGGCCUCCGCUGUCCCACGCUCCCCUAGCCCCUCCCUCGGACAUCCCCUC
Messenger RNA from Peromyscus leucopus (white-footed mouse), 465 nucleotides. Its product is annotated as neural Wiskott-Aldrich syndrome protein-like. The transcript has 2 exons. Lineage: Eukaryota; Metazoa; Chordata; Mammalia; Rodentia; Cricetidae. The coding region runs from base 93 to 443 and encodes 116 amino acids. The record is from RefSeq and is a predicted model, not a curated record.